AUGGGCGUAGGCGAUGAGAGAGGCAACUGGACCGACGUCCGCCGCCUCGUUGGCGAGGGUGCGGAUCCCAACUGGCAAAACGAGGAGGGCCACACACCUCUGUACAUUGCGUGUCAAAGGGGGCACGAGAGUAUGGUCAACAGCCUCAUCAGCUACGGUGCUGACAUCCACAAGUGCUCCACACGAGGCGAGACCGUGCUGCACGUCGCGUCACGGUUUGGGCACAUCAAGGUGUUCCGCGCUCUCUUAUGGAGGAAGGGUCUCAGCGUUGACCAGCGCGACAACGAGGGGCGAACCGCUCUCUACAUUGCGUGUCGAUAUGGUCACGUCGCCAUUGUGGAAAAAAUCGCCUUUGCUCGGACCCUCCUCGGCCGUCGACCCGACCUCGACCAGCGCGCCAAUGAUGGCACCUCCGCCCUGUUCACGGCAUGCGAGCACGGGCAGGAUCACCUCGUCAAUCUACUCAUGUGGAACGGUGCGAGCCCGACGGGUGAAGACAACGAGGGGCGAACGCCACUCUACAUUGCCUCGUUGCACGGGCACAAGGCCAUCGUGCGCGACCUCCUGCUCUAUCGGUGGGGAAAUGUGCGACAAGCGACCAAGCGCGGAGAGACGCCGUUGCAUGCGGCGUCGUCGCGAGGCCACGACGCAGUGGUGCAGAUCCUCUUGGUCGCCGGCGCCAGUGUCGAUCAAUGCAACGAUCGCGGUCAAACCCCGCUCUGGAUCGCUGCCAAGGAAGGCCAUCUGUCGACUCUGUAUUUGCUGGUCGGCAAAAGCAAUGCGAAUGUCGACCACGCAGACGAGCUCGGUCGCACCCCACUGUUCAUGGCAGUUGAGAGCGGACACCUCGACAUUGUCAAGUUCCUCAUCAGCGAAGGCGCCAACGUGACUCAAGUCGCAAAGGACUAUGCGACACCUCUCUACGUUGCCGAAACAAAGGGUCGUCCUGCCAUCGUCGCGGUGAUCCUGGAGGCCAAGAGCCGGCAGCGCCAGACCCCUACAACUGUCAUCACCACGAAAACUACGAUUGGUGUUCAGCAAAACGGCAACUACGCCAUCAACAACGGCUCUCUUGGCUUUGGCCUCUCGCCGAGCUGCCAAGUUAUGUGGGCGGUGCUCGCGGCGGCUGCCCUCAGCUGCGUAGGAGCCUUGGCCCCCGGCCGCAUUCAAUUUAGCCCGACAACGUACGCCGCCACGAACCAGUGGGGCUCAGUCGUCCUCCUUCUCCAACGUGCCUUGGGCGCAGACGGGCCCGCGUCCGUUUUGCUCAACUCGCAAAAUGGCUCGGCCGUCGCGGGUGUCGAUUUCGCUCCGAUCGUCAACCUCUCGGUCGCGUGGGCAGCCGGCAGCUGGGCGCCGGUUCAAGUCCCGAUCGCGUUCCUCCCGCGCGUUCUGUUGCGGGACGUUUCUUUCUCCAUUAACAUGAGCCCCGGCGAUGGCACGACGCAGAUUUACCCAAGCAUGGCGACCGCGACUGUGACCAUCCAAUCCAUAAACCUGGACCUAGGCGACCUCGCGUUUGCAGCGCCGGCCAUCAACAUUUCCGUGCCGACAACACUCGCACCAACGACGCCGUAUCCUGUCUCUCUUUCCGUAGAGCGCCUUGGCGGUAGUACAGGCAGUCUCCAAGUCGAGUAUGCCAUUGCGCCCGUCCCCAACCUCGACCCCGCACAAGUGCCGAUUCCCGAUACUGAUUUUUCCUUACCGACAUUUCCCGGUGGCAACGUGCUCUUCUGGGCCGACGGCGAUGCGACCCCCAAAACGAUCACUUUGAGCUUCUUCAACGCGGCAAUUUACCACAGUGCAAAGCAGUUGUCUCUGCAGCUGCUGCGUCCGAGCGGCGGCGCAUUGCUCGCAUCGCCAUCGACCAUUCUGUUGACAGUGCUGGGCACCAACCAAGCUGUGCCGGCUGGCGUCUUUCAGCUGGGCGCGCCUUGCUUUUCGGUUUGCGCGGCGACGACGUACUCUGUCGACGAAGGCGGCGCCGUUCGGGUGUACGUCGAGCGACGCAACGGAGCAGUUGGCGCCGUCUCGGUGCAGUUCGAAGCGACGCCCGACCCGAGUACCAACACGAUUGCGACCACGGACUUUGUGCCGCAGCGAGGAACUUUGAGCUGGCAAGACGGCGACGGCGCCAGCCAGAGCUUUGUCGUUCAAACGCAAAUCUCCCCAAACACGCAAAAACGAGUGGUUGUGACCUUGACUAACCCCACCGGCGGCGCAUCGCUAUCACCUGUCGCUAGCAGCACCAGUAUUUCGGUCCUGUCGCUUCCAUUUGCACCGCCUUUGGGUGGGGAAGUCAACGUGGUCACCGUACCCGCUCUCCAAACGGCGCUGAGCGGUAUGCCAAUGGCGAGUGACCAGCUGCUCCAGGCGCAAAUCCCAGUGUACCAGUCUGGGAUUGGCCCCACCGCACCAUGGGUUGUGAUACAGGCCGGCACAUAUACGUUCACCGUGCGUCGGUCAAGAGGGAGUGUCGGUGCCGCCUCUGUCUACGUUCAGACCGUGGGCCAGACGGCGCAGCCUGACGUCGACUUUGUCAGCGUCGGACAGCGAAUCUCGUGGCAGGACACUGACGCGCGCGACGUCACCGUGUCGCUGACGAUUCUGUCACCUCCUUCCACGCACUUCAGCGGCACCGCGUCGCCGCCGCGCACGCUGUCGAUCGUUUUGUCCGACCCGCAGACGGUGGUGCUCGGACCUUCGGCGCAGUACGCGGUGUAUCUGCAGGCGACGGCGCAAGUCCCGACGCUGGUCGGCGCGCAAUUGGAGAUGACGGGCCGCUCGUUAACGCUACAGUACUCGAGACCUGUGCUGGCGACCACGGCCAACGUGGCGUCUCUGAGCGUUGCAGCCUCUACAGGACUGUACACUCUGAGCGCGUCCUCGACCGUGGUCCCCCGUCCUGACCCGACACUUGUGUUUGUCCAGUUGGCUCCCAGCGAUGUCAACGCGCUUCAAAGAGCUGGCCUCGCAGCAUCUAUUUCGACAACAAACAUCGCGUAUCCCACAGGAUUCGUGGAAUACCCAACCUUCAACUGCGCCUCCACGUCGAUAAACGGGUGUGUGGUUCCCCCACUGCCGGCUCAGACACCCUUUCCGGCAACCGCGUUUGUCGGCGACACGCUGGCUCCAUCGCUGCUGCGAUUCGUCUAUGAUGGCCAGUACCUCCAGCUCCGGUUCUCCAAGGUCGUCAACCCCUCCUCCGUGGUGCCAUCACAACUGCAGCUUUGCGACAGCCUCGCACGCACUGCCUGCGCCUUGCUCUCGAGCGCUAGCUAUGUCGUUGCAGGCACGCGGUCGGUGGGUGGUCUGGCGGCGUUACCUCCGGUGCCGAGUGACGGCACGCUCAUCACCAUCUUUGUCGCGCCAAUGGACAAGGCGCGGAUCGAUGCCACCGGCGUCAUUGGCCGGUCGCCAGCAACGACGAUUCUCGUCGCGACCAAUCAAAUCGCCGAUAUCAUGGGGCACUCGCUGUUGCCUCCGUAUUUUCUGAGUGCAUCAGCCACCGCGGACUGUUCGCCGUGCCCGACCUCCUCGUACCUCUCGGCGCGCUGCUCCGACUCGCAGAGCCGAGUGUGCUUACCGUGUACGGUCUGCGCGGCCGACCACUUUGCCGAAAUGACGUGCUCGCCGACCCACGACACUGUUUGCCAGCGGUGUACGCAGUGCCAGCGCGAAACGUUUGCGUCGACCAAGUGCUCGCCGAGUACGGACCGCGUCUGCCGUGCCUGCGCUCUCUGCUCUGCGGACGAGUUCGAGGCAGUGCCAUGCUCUACCGAAGCCAACCGCGUGUGUCAUACGUGCAACUCGUGCUCGCUGACGCCAGCGCAAAAGACUUUGUGCGCCCAAAGCGUAUCCUGGGAGCGUCGGCAGCAGUCGCCGUUUGGGUGUCCGACCCCAAACCAGCAGUGGACGAGUAGGGAAGAGCAGCUCCAGUCGUUCAAGUCGAACGCGUGCGGUGCGGGGCGCUGCUCGUGCACGGGCCAUGGCAUUGGCAACAACAACCCGUCGGGACUGGCCUUUCCCAACGACCCUCGCUGCACCGGGCCCGAGACGUACGGAAUUCUUCUCUAACGCGAUAUUUGCCGAAUCCGAUAUCGUGAAAAAGGGCACGUCUUUACAAAUUUCAAAACUUGCAAGGAUACAU
Messenger RNA from Saprolegnia diclina VS20, 4150 nucleotides. RefSeq lists its product as hypothetical. Gene Ontology annotation, molecular function: protein binding. The coding region runs from base 1 to 4077 and encodes 1358 amino acids. The transcript has 26 exons. The record is from RefSeq and is a predicted model, not a curated record. Gene Ontology annotation, cellular component: cytoplasm; membrane. Gene Ontology annotation, biological process: cell communication. NCBI's taxonomy places the organism in Eukaryota, Oomycota, Saprolegniomycetes, Saprolegniales, Saprolegniaceae.